Messenger RNA from Chrysemys picta bellii (western painted turtle), 2225 nucleotides. Lineage: Eukaryota; Metazoa; Chordata; Testudines; Emydidae. The record is from RefSeq and is a predicted model, not a curated record.
UAGUUGUCUGGGCAUGGGGGGGGAGAGAGAUGGUCUGUGUAUACUGCCCCUCCCCCCUUCUGUGCGGGUGGGGUGAGCUGAGGGCCCCUCAUGGCCAGGCACUGACUGGUGGUGGCUUUCUCUGCCCCCCCCCCUCAGGGGAGCACCUGCGGAUCUGCCCCCAGGACUACACCUGCUGCUUCAGCGAGAUGGAGGAACAGCUCAGCCUGCAGAGCGACAGGGACUUCCGGGCCCUGGUGGAGGACGGGGCCAGUUUCCUGUCCAGCACCCUGGCCUGGCGCCACCGCCGCUUCGAGGAGUUUUUCCGGGAGCUGCUGGCAGCGGCCGAGCGGGGGCUGCAGGCCAUGUUCACGCAGACCUAUGGCCGCCUGUACGCCCAGAACGCACGGCUCUUCCAGGGGCUCUUCGCCGAGCUGCGGCGGCACCAGCAGGGCGCCCGGCUCAGCCUGGACGAGGCGCUGGGUGAGUUCUGGGCCCGGCUGCUGGAGCGGAUGCUGCCCCUGCUCAACCCCCAGUACCAGUUCCCCGCCGAGUACCUGGAGUGCGUGGCGCGUCAGGGGGAGGCGCUGCGGCCCUUCGGGGACGUGCCCCGCAAGCUGCGCCUGCAGGUGACGCGGGCGUUCGUGGCAGCUCGGGCCUUCGUGCAGGGACUGGCCACCGGGCGUGAUGUGGUCGCCAAGGCCUCCAAAGUGAGUGUGGGGAGGUGUGUGUGUGGGCUCAUGUCCCCCAGCCCACCCUGGGGAGCUGGCCCGUGGGCACUGAUCCCAUCCGCCUCCCCUUCCCCCCAGGUGACAGACGUGAAGGAGAAGCUGCGGCUGAUGCGGGGGUUCUGGGUCACCCUGCCCCACACGCUCUGCAGCGACGGGAAGGUGGCGGCUGACGUGACGGACGAGGACAAGUGCUGGAACGGGCAGGCCCGGGGCAGGUACCUCCCGGAUGUGACGGGGGACGGGCUGGUGAAUCAGAUCAAUAACCCGGAGGUGGAGGUGGACAUCGGGCGGCCCGACCUGCUCACUCGUCAGCACAUCCUGCAGCUGCGGGUGGCCACCAGCCGCCUGCAGGGGGCCUACGGGGGCCGGGACCUCGACUUCCAGGACACCUAUGAGGAUGGCAGUGGCUCGGGAGGGGGCGAGCGGUACAGCGAGGACUGGCCGGCUGGAGGGGGCGGCGGCAGCAGCCACUCGGGGUCCCGCCCCCCCGACUCCCGUUCGCACCGCAAGGACCGGCCCAGCAAGGGCUCCAGGCAGAACCACCGCAUGGGGGGCAGCAGCAGCCAUGCUGCCUCCUGGGGGGGCCCUGCCCUUCCCCUCCUGCUGCUUCCUGCCCUGGCACUGCCCCUGCUGGGGCAGUAACUCCCCGGGCGCCACGAAUGUAUGGGGAUCCCUCACUCGGGGUGCAGCUGGGGGGGGACUCGUCUCUUCCAGGGGCUCCCCCAGCCUGGGGAACUGGGGGGGGGUCGGGGGUGGAGAGCGAGAUGGAAAGUAGCAUUAGGGGAGGAGGGAUGGAGGGGAGGGUUUGGGGGGGCUAGGAGGUGAGGUUUAUCCAGCCCCCCCCAGGGGAAAUUGCCAAGGGGAGGGAGGGGGGCUAGGUUAGUUAGGCCCCAGGCCGAGCAUGGACGAAUGUACCCGGGGGGGGCAGGGCACGGGCCCCACACAGAGCUUUUAUUUUUUUAUGGUUUUUUUUUUUUUUUUACAGGGUGUAUUUAUUUGGGGGGCUCUUUUUUAAUGAGGCAACGGCCAGGUUAAUCUUUUAUAGGGUGGGCAGCGGGGGCAGGACUGAUUUAUUUCCUACUCUUUCCAGAACAUACACAUCUUUUACCCUCACCCCCGCUCGCUCUGCCCUGCGGUCCCAGCUCUGAGCAGCCCCAGCGGGUCUCGGUCUUGCUACCCCCCCCCAGUAUCCGCCCUACAGCAGGGCAGGGAGUGGGGUGGGAGCUCCUGGCCCGCUCCCCGCAGCGCCCCUGUUGGGGGGGCCGGGCCUGGGGUAGCCAGGCCGCUCCCCUUUGGCAUGGGGGCAGCGUCCCCGGGCUGGGCGUGGGGUGACUUUCCCGGGCCUGGCACGAGGGGUUUUGUAGCACAAUGUACAGUAGACGCUGAUCUGGCUUUUUAAGGGAACGAACCUCUUUUUAACAAGUUUGGAUGACUUUCUCCGUGUUGGUUUUUGUCUUUUUUUUUUUUAAUUUCAUUUUAUAUCGCACAAUAAAACAUUUAAUUUAUUGACUCUCA